Messenger RNA from Chanos chanos (milkfish), 1307 nucleotides. It is a transcript of the gene mxra8a, whose product is annotated as matrix-remodelling associated 8a. Gene Ontology annotation, biological process: cell adhesion; cell differentiation. Lineage: Eukaryota; Metazoa; Chordata; Actinopteri; Gonorynchiformes; Chanidae. The record is from RefSeq and is a predicted model, not a curated record. The transcript has 9 exons. Gene Ontology annotation, cellular component: membrane; cell surface. Bases 60 to 1280 code for a protein of 406 amino acids.
GCUCUUUCCUCUUCACCCUCGUGCUAGGCCAGAGUGAUGGCAGUGGCGUGGUGGUGGCCAUGUACAAUAUCACUGCCCCUAGAGGAUCGAAGGCAGUAUUACAGUGCCAUAGUCAGCGCAUGGUUUGGACACAGGACAGACUGAAAGACCGUCAGCGUGUGGUUCACUGGGACCUGUUCCGCAGCACACCAGAUUACACCAUGGAACGCAUCCUAGACAUGUUCUCUGCUGGGGACCAACGCAUUUACAACGGCUACAACAAGGGACGCAUCAGCAUGCCCAAAACAGCCUUCAAUGAUGGCAACUUCUCACUAGUCAUCAAGGAUGUGGCAAUGAGUGACAGGGGCAUCUACUCCUGCAACCUCCACCAUCACUACUGCCAUCUAUAUGAGUCCAUUAAAGUGCAACUUAAUGUCACCAAAUCAGCUCGAAAGGAGCGUAAGUUCUGGGACGGGCAGAAGGCGGUGUAUGUGGUUCUGGUGGGCAGCACGGUGGUCCUUCCCUGCAUCAACCGCCGGUCCAUCUGGACGGAGGGUAACAGCGAGGAGGAGCAGCAGCAGGUGGUGCAUUGGGACCGUCAGCCGCCGGGGGUGCGGCAUGACCAGGCCGACCGCCUCAUCGACAUGUACGCCUCGGGCGAACGCCGGCACUACGGGCCCCUCUUCGUUCGCCGCAAGAUGAACAUCUCUGCCGUGGCUUUUUCACAAGGUGACUUUUCUCUAACCAUCUCUGAUCUGCAACCCCCUGACCAGGGGUUGUACUCCUGUCACCUGCACCACCACUACUGUGGUCUGCACGAGAGACGCAUCUUCCAGCUGACUGUCGGACCCCCUGAACCCCAGGACCCCACCGAUGCCCCCCACGCCCUUCCCAAUGAAGACUCUGAUACCAAUGUGGUGGAGGGGCCACGUGUCAUCAACGUCAUCUUGCCGGAGCAUCGGAGUCACCUCCUUCAUCAGCUGGGCUACAUCCUGGCCACUCUGCUCCUCCUCGCUCUCAUUGUUCUGGCCAUCAUCCUCCUCACACGCCGACGCAAGAGCAGAGCUGUGGAGUAUGAUCCACGUAGGAUUGAGUGUAAACCGUUACCCACAGUGACAUACAUGGGCUCUGGGACCUCAAAGGACUAUGAUAGGGAUCUCCCAGAGGUGAAGACAUGCAACCAGGAAGAGGCAAAACUUGACUACAAGAACAACCUCCUGAAAGAGGCAGAGAUGUCCAAACUGAAUUACCCAAAGGUCAUUGACCUAGACAGAGAAAUGGAGAAGCCAUCAUGGAAGUGAGAGAUAUCUUGUUCCUGGCCGGCCCAG